AUGGCUUCGCCGCGGGCUCUUCAAUACUUCAUUGGCACGCCAAAAUCCCUGCGCAGUUGGCAGAUUGAGGAUCUGAACGACGCUUUUUUCAGAAACACAACGUCUGCCAGGAUGGGAUCCACCAACCCGGAAGAUCUAGAGGAUCAGAUCAAGAUGCUGUCAAUAUGUGAAGGCUUCUAUCGUAAUACCCAUGAAAUCAUCCUAGAAGACCUUCUCAUGCCCCUUAUGGAUGUCGAGAUAGACGCGAAAGAAGCUUGCGCAACUCAGCUGGCAGCUAUUAACCCCCUCGCCAGUCACUUUGACUCGUUACCAGUGCCACUUGAUAGGACAUCUGUUCUUCGAUUGCUAAGGCAAAACGGGACCAAUUCCCUUGAGAAAUCCAAGGAGCUUCUGAAAGCCAAUGCUCUUUGGCGACUUUGUAACGUGAACAAUCAAUUGAGGCAAAAAUUGCAGAGUCUUCUUUUAUAUGCUAUUGAAUGUUUGGAUCGAGCAUCCCAGGAGACGCCCGAUACGGACUCCGCCUAUGGAGAAGCCGGGUUUCGCAAUAUUGGCUAUGAGAGACUCACGAGCCUCGAAUUUCAACGACAAUUCUAUUUUCGAGCCAUGAUCAACCUGCAUAUUCUGACUAUGAUCAAGUGCUGGCUUCAUGGUUUCGGAUUGUUGGCCAGAGCAUCGGUCGAUCAUUGGCUGGAAAUCAAAAAUGACGUCGAAAGAGAAGUCCCGGGUCUAGCAAAUAUGUCACAAGUGGAGAGAGAUGAAUGGAUCGAACGCCUCUUGCAGCAUAUGGCCCCUUUGUUACCUGACGAGGGACCCCGAGUGUUGGACCCGUUUGUGGCACCUGGAGCACCACACACGGGAGAGGCUCUACCAGCGACACGAGAAUAUGACACGGGGACACGAGUCGUUCCGCCGGCGCUACCAGAGUUUCGAGGGCUAACACUAGAGAAGUAG
Molecule: messenger RNA, 951 nt
Organism: Bacidia gigantensis
Lineage: Eukaryota; Fungi; Ascomycota; Lecanoromycetes; Lecanorales; Ramalinaceae
Exons: 3
Coding region: 1-951 (316 amino acids)
Source: RefSeq, a predicted model, not a curated record